Messenger RNA from Microcebus murinus (gray mouse lemur), 2653 nucleotides. Lineage: Eukaryota; Metazoa; Chordata; Mammalia; Primates; Cheirogaleidae. The record is from RefSeq and is a predicted model, not a curated record.
AUGGUGAGAGCAAUGCUAGACCGGCUGAGGGAGCGGGCGAGGGCAGGCCUGGCCGGGCGGGGAAGGCGGCACCGCCUCGAGCCGCGUCCCGUGUCCCCCAAGAGGCGGUGUCGCUCCGUCGGCUGGCUCGGACAGGCCCUGCCCAGCCGGCGCCCGCUCCCAGCCGCGGGCGCUGCGGGUGGCCCGUGCCCUCCCGCCCGGCGACAGGAGAGCCCGCCUCCGAGACAAAACCGCCUCUCCCAGAGCCGCGGGAGGGCGUACGCCGCGGGCGUCUGCGUCUUGCGCGGGGCGCCGGCGUUCGAGGACUUCCGGCAGGGCCUGCGGAGGGCGGAGGGCGCCGCCGAGCGGCGGGCGUGUGCAAGGACGCCUUCCCCGCGGCCCUGGCCCAGCCCGACCGAGCCGUCGACGGUCCUAGGCGUUGUGCUGUGCGGCGUCGCUGCGGUGACUGCGGCCCGCGGAGGGGGCAGCGCCCGGCGCCUGCGCGGUCGCCUCUCUAGGAGCUGGAUGGCUGUGGGCAGCGCGAGCCCUGGGUAACAGAGCCAGUCCCCACCUGCUGGCGUCCCCAGGGUGAGGCUGGAGCAGCAUUCAGGGGAUGGCAUCGUUGGCUUCUGCCGGUCCACGAGUCCAGGUCCUCUGGAAGGAGCCCGGCAUUCGAGUGAGUGCUGCGUGCGGAGCCCUGGGCUGCUUGGUGGAGGAAAACGGGGUGAGCCAUGGUCCUGACCUCUGGGAUGCUAGCGUGCUGCGGGAGAGACAGCAGAUAACACUGACAACAGUGGUGACAAACAGCAGCAGCUGACAUCGAGCCUUCCCACAGCCAGGCCGGGUUCCAGACUUGGCAGCCUCCGGCCUCCUUCCUCCCACGGUUGGGUCAGUGCUGCCUGGGGGUGGGCUCAGCGGCUGCUCGUCCCUGUCCCCAAGGCACUGGUGUGCAGGGAUGGGCGGGGACAGUCUGGCCUGUUGGUGACACUGGGCACCUGGCCUGUGGUUGGAGAGGAGGGCUGGACCAGGCUCCAGCCACAUCAGAGAGCUCGGCCUGAGCCCAGGGGAGCAGGCCGGAUUUGCCGGCAGUGGGGGCGGCCAGGGCUGGGGCUGCCAUGACAAAGUGCCACAGACUGGGCGGCUGGAGCCACAGAGUCCGUGGGCUCACAGCUCUGGGGCCCGAAGUCCCAGAUCAGGCCUGAGCAGGCCCGACUCCCGAGGCCUCCCUCCUGGGCUCGCCCACGGCCCUCUCCUCCCCGAGUCCUCACUGCCUGUCUGCGUCCUCAUCGCCUCUUACAAGGACACCAGUCCUUGUGGAUCACGGCCCACCGCAUGGCCUCAUUUUACCUUAUCCGCCUUUAAAGACCCUACAUUCAAACACGGUCACACUGUGAGGUGCCGGGGUCAGGGCUUCCACAUGGGCAUUUGGGGGACACAGCCGGAAGGGGUGCACAGAGCAGCGUGCCACGUGCAGCCGCCGGUGCCUGCAGGGGUCCCGGCAGCCCUGUCCCGGGUCUGAUGACUCGCCUGCAGCUGGCCUCGGCGGCACCCUCGUCCUGCCGUCCUUUAGCGCAGGCCGCGCUGUCCGCAGGUGCCGCCGGCAGAUGCUGCCACGACAGCUUCCCCUCUCGUGCCACAGGCCACGGCAAAGGCACGUGGGGGCGCGUCACGCGUGGCUACCAGGAGCCUGCGGUGGCUGCUUCCAUCCCAGGCGGCUGGAGACCCCAGGAGCCAGUGGGGGCCGGUCCCCAGAAGCACCACGUUGGGAUGCCAGCAGCAGCGUGCUCAGCCUGGCGCGUGGCCUCUGGGAAGCCCGCCAGCGAGCCUCGACCGCCGCCCGUCCUGGCUCAUGCCAGUGGACUGUCUGCUAAGCCCCCGUGACCUCACUUCCACGUGUCCCCACGGCCGUGGCUGCGGUGGGGCUUGCAGGGCCCAGCACCACAGAGCAUCGAGGGAGGUGGCCCCGCCCCUCCUGUCCCCUGGGCAGGUGGAGGGAGGGGCCGCCCGGCCUGAGGAGCAGCCCAUCCCAGGGGGAAGGCCAUGGCCUUCACGCAUGUCGGGCACAGGGGUCCAAGUGUGUCCCUGCCGGGCUGGGGCGGCCAGGGGCUGGGCUGGGGUGUGUGCUGAGAGGCUGAGGGCUGCCUGUGCGUGGGGCCCCGGUCCUGCUGGCAGUGGCCCGUGCCCUUGGCCGAGACGCCACGUCUCUGCAGCGGAGACAGGCUGUCCCUCCGUUAGCCCCACGCCCCACUGUGUGCCAGGUGCCAUGCUGUGAGCUCUGUCCCAGCAGGGCAGGCAGGAAAGAAAGGCAGCAGGAAAACGCAUGGCAGGGGGUGCCCAGCGAGUGGGUGCAGGGAGACAGCGCCAGGGGGACCAAGUUGCUGUUGGGAAUCAGGGACCAGGUGACCAGAGAAGGCUUCCCCCAGAAGCUGGUCUUAGGGUGAGGAAGUGAAGGAGGGGACAGGUGGUGGGAGGAGCUGGUGCAAAGGCCCUGUGGCAGCAGGUGGGUCUGUCCAGGCUGCUGUGGGGAGAAUGGUCAGCAGGCAGCUACCGCAUAGGUUCUGGAACAAUCCAGCCCAGAGGCAUGCGCUGCAGGUGCUAAGAAGAGGUCAGAACAGGCCGGGUGCAGUGGUUCACGCCUGUCAUCCUAGCACUCUGGGAGGCCGAGGUGGGUGGA